This is a messenger RNA of Sciurus carolinensis (gray squirrel), 7210 nucleotides long. RefSeq names its product ATP binding cassette subfamily E member 1 (gene Abce1). NCBI's taxonomy places the organism in Eukaryota, Metazoa, Chordata, Mammalia, Rodentia, Sciuridae. The coding region runs from base 183 to 1982 and encodes 599 amino acids. The record is from RefSeq and is a predicted model, not a curated record. Gene Ontology annotation, molecular function: ATP hydrolysis activity; ATP binding; iron ion binding. Gene Ontology annotation, biological process: translational termination; translational initiation; ribosomal subunit export from nucleus. The transcript has 18 exons.
GCGUACUACGCCCUUGUGGCUUACGCGAGGCGGCGGCUGGGCACCGCCAUUUUGGCCGAUGGCCGUAGGAACACGCUGUCCGACUGAAACGUGAAGGCAAAAGCUGUCUUGGCCUCAGCAGUCCCCACCGCAAGGGGAUCGCUUUCUCCAGAAGAGCUGGAUAUUCUUACUUUGUUACAAUUAUGGCAGACAAAUUAACAAGAAUUGCUAUUGUCAACCAUGACAAGUGUAAACCUAAGAAAUGUCGACAGGAGUGCAAAAAAAGUUGUCCUGUGGUUCGAAUGGGAAAAUUAUGCAUAGAGGUUACUCCCCAGAGCAAAAUAGCAUGGAUUUCUGAAACUCUUUGUAUUGGUUGUGGUAUUUGUAUUAAGAAAUGCCCCUUUGGCGCCUUAUCAAUUGUCAAUUUACCAAGCAACUUGGAAAAAGAAACAACACAUCGAUAUUGUGCCAAUGCCUUCAAACUUCACAGGUUGCCUAUCCCUCGUCCAGGUGAAGUUUUGGGAUUAGUUGGAACUAAUGGUAUUGGAAAGUCGACUGCUUUAAAAAUUUUAGCAGGAAAGCAAAAGCCAAACCUUGGAAAAUAUGAUGAUCCUCCUGACUGGCAGGAGAUACUGACAUAUUUCCGUGGAUCUGAAUUACAAAAUUACUUUACCAAAAUUCUGGAAGAUGACCUAAAGGCCAUUAUCAAACCUCAGUAUGUGGACCAGAUUCCCAAGGCUGCAAAGGGGACAGUGGGGUCUAUUUUGGACCGAAAGGAUGAAACAAAAACACAGGCAAUUGUAUGUCAACAACUCGAUUUAACCCACCUAAAAGAACGAAAUGUUGAAGAUCUUUCAGGAGGAGAGUUGCAGAGAUUUGCUUGUGCUGUCGUUUGCAUACAGAAAGCUGAUAUUUUCAUGUUUGAUGAACCUUCUAGUUACCUAGAUGUCAAGCAGCGUUUAAAGGCUGCUAUUACUAUACGAUCGCUAAUAAAUCCAGAUAGAUAUAUCAUUGUGGUGGAGCAUGAUCUAAGUGUAUUAGACUAUCUCUCUGACUUCAUCUGCUGUUUAUAUGGUGUACCGAGUGCUUAUGGUGUUGUCACUAUGCCUUUUAGUGUAAGAGAAGGCAUAAACAUUUUUUUGGAUGGCUAUGUGCCAACAGAAAACUUGAGAUUCCGAGAUGCAUCACUUGUUUUUAAAGUGGCUGAGACAGCAAAUGAAGAAGAAGUUAAAAAGAUGUGCAUGUAUAAAUAUCCAGGGAUGAAGAAAAAGAUGGGAGAGUUUGAACUAGCCAUUGUAGCUGGGGAGUUCACAGAUUCUGAAAUCAUGGUGAUGCUGGGGGAAAAUGGUACAGGUAAAACCACUUUUAUCAGAAUGCUUGCUGGAAGACUUAAACCUGAUGAAGGAGGAGAAGUGCCAGUUCUAAAUGUCAGUUAUAAGCCCCAGAAAAUAAGUCCCAAAUCAACUGGAAGUGUUCGCCAGUUGUUACAUGAAAAGAUAAGAGAUGCUUACACUCAUCCACAAUUUGUGACUGAUGUGAUGAAGCCUCUGCAGAUUGAAAACAUCAUUGAUCAAGAGGUGCAGACAUUAUCUGGUGGUGAACUGCAGCGAGUGGCUUUAGCUCUUUGUUUGGGCAAACCUGCCGAUGUUUAUUUAAUUGAUGAACCAUCUGCAUACUUGGAUUCUGAGCAGAGACUGAUGGCAGCUCGUGUCGUCAAACGUUUCAUACUCCAUGCAAAGAAGACAGCCUUUGUUGUGGAACAUGACUUCAUCAUGGCCACCUAUCUAGCAGAUCGGGUCAUCGUUUUUGAUGGGAUUCCAUCUAAGAACACAGUUGCAAACAGUCCUCAAACACUUUUGGCUGGCAUGAACAAAUUUUUGUCUCAGCUGGAAAUUACAUUCAGAAGAGAUCCAAACAACUAUAGACCACGAAUAAAUAAACUCAAUUCAAUUAAGGAUGUAGAACAAAAGAAGAGUGGAAACUACUUUUUCUUGGAUGAUUAGACUGAAUCUGAGAAUACUGAUAAGCCAUUUAUUAAAAGAAACAUUUACUGGGAUUUUUGUCAUAUAAGACUUUAAUCAGGUUUUAUGGCCCCACAUACUCUGGAGCUUGAAGAAUGAUUUUUUUUAAUGUAACAUCAAAAGCCAGGUAUAUUGUAAAUUAUAGUCUGAACACAGAAAAUGGCACUUUUCUGUUCUGAAUGAUAAGGCCCUUUUUGUGCUUAAUAUUCUAAAAUGAAGACAUUUCAAACUAUACAAAUUACCUCCAAGUUUUCAUGAUGUAUGGGAAGAUUUUUCAAUAGGUGUAUUAUAUUCAUGUACCAAAUGCUGACCAGUGUCGCCCCAUUUUCAAAAUCUAUCAAAGAUUUCUGUACUUAUCUGGUUUGCCAAGUAUGCCAGUAUAAUGAAACUGCCCUAUUUUAAAAGCCGGUCGAAGACUACACUGAUGAUAUUUGAUAAAUAAACUUCAGGACUAUAUUUAUUUGUUUUCAGUCUUUGCGCACUGUAUUUUCAGUGUAUGAUUCCUAAGGAAGAUUGCUGCAAAACACCACUGUUAGAAAAUGGAUAUUUGUUACCAACUUACACAUUAUUUUUAAUGUUUUUUGGUGCUUUUUAACAUCAUUAUCCAAAUAUUACUUUAGUGUCCCCUCAAGGAAAAAGGAAAGGAAAAAAAAAACUUCAGAUUUUUCAGUUUUUACAUUCUGUAAGAUUCUGAAAUUACUCUCACUGUCAUUUUUUAAACAUGCAUUUAUAUAAUCACUGAUCAAAAUUUAGGGCAAAGUAUUUCUAAAGAAUAUAUGCUACCCUUAUAAAUACAGACUCAGAAUUUUUAAGAGUGGUGCCUGAGAAUCUAUGUAUUUUUUAAACCACAGAUUUUUCUGCUGAGCAGUCAAGGAUUGUAAAGCACUUCCCCCGUGGCAGCAUCAAUGCAAGAGACAGCAAUACAAAGCAUCCCUUGGUACCAGACAUACUCGUUUCUAAGUUGGGACACAGUAGACAUUAUCAAAACCUUACUAAUGCACUGAACUGGAAUUAACUGAUAUGUGAGAAAGAAGGUUUACUAUAAAUAAAUAUUGGGGCAAGCAAAACAGAAAAAUUGGAGAGUAUUUGACAAGACUUUUUGCAGCUCAUUAUAAUAGAAGCCUUAAUAUGCAAAUGAAUAGAACGUUUGGUUUAAUUGGACUUUAUUAGGCCUUCUGAAAAUAAAUUUAUGUAAUUCAUAAAUACAUGUCUGUUGUGAAAAAUUCAAAUAUUCAGAAGUAUAUGGAAUAAAAAAUGAUCUCCUUACAUUACCCUCCAAGAGGUUACCAGUGUUUGAGUUUAUUCUUGCAUGCUUUUUUCUAUGCACUUUCCUAAUUGUGAAUAUGUAAAGGGUUUGUUUUGUACAUAAAUGGGAUUACACCAAAAUAAGUAGUUCUGGUUUUUAAGAUGGGUUAAAUGUGUGAUUAUUUCAAAUAUAUGUAGUGAAAUAAGACAAGUUUCUUUUAUUUACCAAUUCUAAAAAAAAUUUGGGAUAUGAUAAAAGCAUAGUUCUUUCUACUUACUGCCGCUUAAAAUGUGUAUUAAUUAUAAGAAAGUUUUUAUGGAAGUGAAAUUUGAAGAUAUGGAUUUAAACGUUACUUAGGUGUUAUAUGCUAUAGAAAAGGCCCAAUAUUGCUAACUCAAGAGUUUGUCACCAUCAAUGAAAAUAUUAUCUCUUGUAUAAAAGAGGCUACUUGGCCAGGUACAGUAUCCCAGCAACUCAGAAGACUGAGGCAGGAGGAUUGCAAGUUCAGAGCGAGCCUUGGCAACUUGGCAAGACUAUGUCUCAAAAAGGACUGAGAUGUAGCCCAGUGAGAGAGUACCCCUGAAUUCAAUCCCUGGUACCACCAAAAAAAGUAAGAAACUGCUUAAUAUGUCCUAAUUGGAAAAAGUCUUUAAAUACUUUUAAGCAGUAUACUGCUGCUAUAAUUACUUUCUUCAGUUUAACCUAAUUUUAAACCAUAAAUAUGUUGAAAUCCAGUCCUGUCUCAUCACUCAGUGUGUAGUAUGGUGUCUGGGAUAUAGUGGGACUACCAUAUUGAAGGAAUGAGCCCAUGUGCCAGAGAGAAAAUGGGAGGAGAGAAAACUACUCAGUUGUGCCUGGAACAGUGGCAACCACCUGUAAUCCCAGCUGCUGUGAAGACUGAGGCAGAAGAAUCACAAGUUCAAGGCCAGCCUGGACUUGAUAAGACCUUGUCUCAAAAAGGACUUAGAAUGUAGUUAAGUGGUAAAGUGCCCCUAGAUUCAAUCCCCGUACCAAAAAGGGGAAUUCUGUGAUUUCUUUCAUGUUUCUCAACAUAGGUAUAUGUCAAGCCCUGUCUUAAAUUUUAAGUAUGAAAUGGUUCAAAUUCUGGAGAAUCAGAAAAGAUUAUGCAAAGGAAAUAGCUCUGGGGAAAGUAAUACCACCUGUGGGUUGUUGGGAAUUAUCCAUGGAAAGCAGAAUACGCAUAUGACAAUUGAGAGGCAGAAAUGAGCAUUCUAAGAGAUGAGUAAAAGGAAACGGAUACAGGUACAUAGUGAUGGGCUUUCUCUGCCUUCACCAUCUGAGGUUGAAAAGUAAGGCCAGUUAGAUAAACAGCUAGAAUUAAGUUUUCACUUUAAUAUUUUUAUUCAUCCUAAUACUUUGAAACAUUCUGUCCAUUGAUGGCAGGACUAAACUUGCUAUUUUUGUCUACUGUUGUUCCCAAUGAAGUAUUUCCUUAUGUUGGUUUGUUAACUGAUGUACAGUGAGACAUGAAAAUUCUGAGAUCUACAGUGGCCUCAGUUCUUCCCAACCCUGUGCUCACCACCAGGUUCCUUCUCUGCCAGGUUGUUAGGAUAGACAGUGUCUGUAAACACAGGUGGUCAGUCAGAAUUGCGGAAGACUCCUACAAUCCUUUUCCAGUUUCUUAGUUCUCUUGCGGUUAGGCAGGACACAUGACCCAGAUCUGACCAAUUAAGUUCAAAGCAAAAAUCUUGCUUUCCUAGAAUGUGUCCUAGUUACUGAUUCUUGUGGAUGUGACACAGAGCAAGAACUUGUGACCACAAGGUUAAAUAGAUGUAAGGAUGCCGAGAACGCGCAUACUCUCACCUCGCAACACAACUGCUUGCAAACAGCUUUCCUCCAUGUUUCUUAUAAAGAAAUCUUUGUCAAGGUGGUUUUCUUUUGCUGGUCACCCAGGGACCUUGGCUCCUUGGCUGAGAUCUGCCCCUCAAAAGGCUUUCCAUUUACUUUCUGCCUGGUGACCCAAGUAGGAAUCACAUCUCAGUUAAUUUGCAGAGUCUUGACCUUGGAAACUAAAAUGCAGCCUUCCCAGCGGAUUCUUCUGGCAUUUUGUUUGCAGUAAUGGGAUUGAACCUAGGCCUGUGCAUGCUAGGCACCAGCCUGUUGCUUUUUAAGAUAUGGUCUCAAUAACUUGCUCAAACUGAGAAUCCUGCCUCUGCUUCCUGAGUAGAUGGGAUUAUAGGGAGAUGUUGGGGUUUUGGAGGGGCUGUUUUUUGUUUAGAAGAUCUGGAACCCAGACCAAUAGCGUUUUAUUUGUGGGGGUGAUACCAGGGAUUGAACUCAGGGGCAUUCAACCACUGAGCCACAUCCCCAGCCCUAUUUUACAUUUUAUUUAGAGACAGGGUCUUGCUGAAUUGUUUAGUACCUCACUUUUGCUGAGGCUAGCUUUGAACUCAUGAUCCUCCCGCCUCGUUGGGAUUACAGGCAUGCACCACGUGCCCAGUUCAAGUCUUGUCAUAGAAAAAGUUUACAUCCUGCCUUUAACACACUGUUAGCUUCACUCUCAUCCUUGCAUGUACUACUUCUCCCUUAUCUACCCAGUUCUUGGCUAAGGAAAUGGACAGCUGUCCCCAUCCAUUCUUUCUCAUGGAGCACUUAGACCACUUCAUGACUCUGCUUUCUGUCCCCACUUAUAAAAGUACCCUUUUAAAAUCACAAGAGCCAAGACAAUGGUGCAUUCCAGCUGCUGUGGAGGCUGAGGCAAGAGGAUCACAAGUUCAAGGCCAGCCUGAGCAACUUUGCCCAGAUCAUCCAUCCCCACCCCCCACCCCCGGCCAAAACAAACAAACAAAAAAUGUAGCCCAGUAGUGGGCAAAGUGUCCUUGGGUUCAAUCCCUUUUACUACAAAGUUAAAUGCUUCUACUAACACCCAAUUUCCAAAGUAAAUUACAGAAAACAUGCACCAAGUAACACAUCAGGUAAAUCCCUACUAGGGUGGUUAGUCCAAAGCUGUUUCUUUUAAAAAGAAAAUAAAGCCUACUACAGAAUUUUUGUCAAAAUCAAUUACCUGCCAGUUAAGAAGAUUAAAAUGAGUAAAAACUAAAAAACCAUGUUCAUUGUUGGCAUUCACCUUUCAUUUCUUUUUUCCUGAAUCCAAAUGGAAAAUAAAAUGUAAUUAAAGACUGGUCUGUUUCAUUUUAAAAAGGGUUGGUUGAAGCCUCAAUUUCUCUAAUGAACUCAUUAAAUGAUCCAUCAAAAAAACUUCAACAUGAUCUCUACAGCUCCUCUUAAGACUUAACCAAACUACUUAACUAUUCCGAGACACCCAUGAUUCACAAGAUAUAAGGAUGCAUGUCUGUGUAGGAAAAUUGGGAUUAGUGACUUCCUUUUUUGUUUACAUUCUCAUAUUUUCCUAGUUCUCAACCCAAGUAUUUCAAUGUUUUAUGAAAGCCUAAUACAUUAUUCUAAGUUAAGGAUAGGCCCUUCUAACUAGAGAACUUCAGAGAAACCCCAUCUCGCACUUCUUGAUGACCACUGACUUCACUUAAUUUCACCUUCUCUGGCAUCCAGCGUGUUCCCCUUCUCUCUGUUGACCAUGGACAAACCUGCUAGCCAACUUACAAAUGCUUCCCCAACAAAGUUGUCACGUUCUACUCAACUUCUAAAGCCGUCUCCGAAAACUCACAUAGCUGUCCAACUUGUGUUACGUUAAGUGGCGCUGGGGGGUGGAACCCAUAGGCCUAACAACUGUUUUUCCCCUGAAUUACAUCCCCAACCCCAGCUUUUUGAUCUUUACACUGGCUCAUCCUAUCCCUCGAGGUUCCUGUGCCUAUAAGAAUCAGGUCCCUUUCAGAUUCAUGUACUGAAUGAGCACUGUUUCAGGCUCUACUUUGUGAGGAAGCUUAACUUUCCUGAGUGUUCACUUUAAGUACAUUAAACAGAUACUAACUUAACAAUAUUCAGAGUUGGCUUGAUUUAAUAAAUAAAUGGAUUUAGCAGGGCAGAC